This is a messenger RNA of Blastomyces dermatitidis ER-3, 534 nucleotides long. RefSeq lists its product as uncharacterized. Bases 1 to 534 code for a protein of 177 amino acids. NCBI's taxonomy places the organism in Eukaryota, Fungi, Ascomycota, Eurotiomycetes, Onygenales, Ajellomycetaceae. The record is from RefSeq and is a predicted model, not a curated record. The transcript has a single exon.
AUGUCUAGAUACAAUACGCUGAAGACAGACCACGGAGGUUGCACUUCAGAAGUGGCUGUUGAUUAUGUGCUUGAUAUUAUCGCCGAGGUAUCUUUUUGUAUUUUUCUGCCGGGGAUGGGCCAGAUUGGGAAGGGCGGUACGAGGGUGAGACUUGGUGUUGGUGUUUUGGAACAUCAAAGAUGGACAGGGUUUUCGCGGAGGUCGCUCCUCAGAUAUCUCCACAACUACAGAUCGGGAAUCUUCCAAAAUCGAGAAGAUUGGUGCAUAUGGCUAGGUCUCUUCACCUUACAAUUUGUAUGGCAAUUUGGCCCGGGGUUGUGGUGUGGUAGGGGAGAAUGGGGGAUAAUCCCACGCAGGAGUUCCGAACGAUGUCUGGUUCACGUUUGGCUGGAUAACUCCACCACCACACGGGGUAUGCGGUCGGCGAUGGGGUCAAAAUGCUCGUAUGAUCGAGGGCUUUUCGAUGGAUCUAUCGGCGGGUUCUUAUUCGAAAAAUCGAGCGAGUUCGUGGUGGAGCGGUUGCUUGAUAUCUGA